UAAAAGGUUCAAAGGGUCUGUAUAUCGUUCUCUAUCGUUAUCGCAUAAUCUCAUGAAAAAUUAAUGACACUUGACCGCAACAGAACAAUACAGCAUAGAAACCCAGCGACAUAUUGUAUAUAUCACACGCCGAUCAACCGUGCAUGUCUCGUGGCUAAUAGCUCGAUUUAAUGCCAACUCGAUGCAGCUUUAACCUUAUAAUUACUCCAUCAGGGAACAUUUUAACGGACAAAGGAGUCCUGUCAACAAGCAAUUUGUUUCCAGCGAGCAAAACGUCACGAUUUUCCUCGCAUAUUUCGGUCGGCGAAGUUAAAUCUCGCUAGAUAAUCGAUUGUGGUGAAUAUUUUUCACAUUAAUGGUUAAUAAGAGGAGUAGUAUAUGCAACAGAUGAACAAAAGCAGAGGCACCACACAGAAAUAAGUCGAUAAAUUGCAAUAUGGCAAGUUAUAAAGCAGUCCAGUGUGUUGACACAAGCGAGAAAGCAAGUAGCUCUGAAGUGAAUCACAACGAGAGAUGGUACAGUGAAACAAGCGUACAGACAAGAGCAGAGAGACUGCUACCGCGACAAGACACGAACCUUCUACGAGGCCUCACAAGCGAGGUUAUCGAGUUGCCGAACGACGGUCGGGUAGAGAUCGUAGCCAGUCGACGGUUCGGAAAACGGGUCAUCUCAUCACGUGACAAGGACGAAGUUGCGAUAACGUUCGAUCACGACGAUGCGAUACGCAUUCACAUUGCCGCUAGGCAGAAAUCGCGGGUGCAGAACGCGCUUCAGAACUGCGGGGCGCAUAUACCGCAUGGGCCUGCAGUACUUGAUAUCUUUGUCAGCAGUAUCAUGUUCGUGUAUGCGUCCGUCUUGGCGCUAUUGGUCGCUUAUGUCAGGAGGGAGUGGAAAUACUUGUCUAUUCUCCUACUGUGGUUUUUCUACAUCAUACUAAGAGUAAACAGCUUUAACACGCUUGGGGCAAGUAUUUCCACUUUGAAACGAAAAAUCUGGCAUUUCACUGGUAUCUCGUUUGGUAUUGUAUUCAUGUACUUUACAUUGGUGAUCGUUUUUCCGAUGUUGACCCGAGACGCGUACUACGAGCAGCCGACGACGACGUCCGAUGAUCGACCAAGCAUCUUACUUAUAAUGUCCACCCUGAAGGCAAGUGUUGCCUUCGCCCUCUUAGGAAUGGCAUCCAGGAGAAGCUUCCAUUGCGGAAAGAUCAUUAGUCAUAUGGAUAUAAUCAACUCACUAUUACUAGGAAAUGUUGAUAUCUUCAACUUAGUUGAAGCAUUGAGUCUUAAAGAUGGGGUCUUGCCCGUAAUACCUAAGGGAAGUGCAAUGGAAAUUAGUAUAUUAGUAGCUUGUGAGGUGGCUUUUCUCAUCAUUGCCCUAGAAGCGUUAAUGCCUUACUCGCUGAUAACACUUGACAAGCAAAACGUCGGAAAAGUUAGACAAGAUGUAAGUUUAAAACGGACCAAAGAACAGGCGAUUGUGAUGGUCUAUCCGUACUCGUUGCUCGUUCAAAACGUGCCGUUUCUUGUGAUUCGCGUGCUCUUGUUUGCGUGCUACGAUUCCCUUCAACUCGCGUACAUGAUCAAGAACGUGACGAGCAUCGUCCUGGGCGCGAUAACGCUAAUUCGUGCGCGCAGCAAUUUGAUGAAAAAAGAAAACGAUGCGGCGGAGUUUCUGGGAACAGCCUUAACGCAUAGGAGAGUUUCCGUUUAGUUUCAUCGGAGUGAUAACAUUUCUAAG
This is a messenger RNA of Dendronephthya gigantea, 1741 nucleotides long. RefSeq lists its product as uncharacterized. The record is from RefSeq and is a predicted model, not a curated record. NCBI's taxonomy places the organism in Eukaryota, Metazoa, Cnidaria, Anthozoa, Malacalcyonacea, Nephtheidae. The transcript is spliced from 2 exons. The coding region runs from base 437 to 1714 and encodes 425 amino acids.